GUUAAGGCAAGUCUGGGAAGGUGGAGACUUCGGGAUAACUUCCCCAGUUAUUUUCACAUUAAAAAAAAUAGAUAGUUGUACCUCGGGUACGCCUGUGAGGCUCAAGUUAAGGCGACGACGAAUGGCUCCAUGUUGUGAUUAAUAAGUUAGUAACGGAAAUCACUCCUUUACAAAUCACACAGGAGCGCACAAGUAGCUAGCUAGCUAGCUUGGAAGCUCUAUUGGACAUAGCUAGCUAGCUGGCUGGCUAGCUAAUAGGCAUCAGAAAGCAAGAAGGUCCUGCAGUGAAGGACAGUAUGGUGGAAGUGGUCGUGGAGUAUGAAUACGAAGGGCUCCACGAUGACGAGCUCACCCUGCGGCUGGGAGACGUGAUCAGGAACGUCAGGCGGAUCGAGGAGGAGGGAUGGAUGGAGGGAGACCUCAACGGCAAGAGAGGCCUCUUCCCCGACAACUUUGUAAAGGAGAUAAAGAAGGACACCAAAGAGGAGGCGAAGAGCGAGGGCCAGCCGGUGCGGCGGGAGAGGACGGGCGGGAACGUGGCCAGCCUGGUGCAGCGGAUGAGCACGUACGGCCUCCCCGUGGGAGGCUUCCAGCCCCCCUCGCAGCCCCGCUCCUUCAAAAAGAAGCUGAAGAAGAGGCAGUGCCGGGUACUCUUCGAGUACGUCCCGCAGAACGAGGACGAACUGGAGCUGAAGGCGGGGGACAUCAUUGACAUCAACGAGGAGGUGGAGGAGGGCUGGUGGAACGGAUCCAUGAACGGGAAGUCCGGGCUCUUCCCGUCCAACUUCGUCAAAGAGCUGGACGCCAGCGAGGAUGACGAGUCCCCAGACGCGCCGGACGACACGGAGGCCGGCGGUAAGGACGGGUCGGCGGCGGUUAGCACGCCCACCUCCCCGGGCACCGGCAAUGGAGUCAUCGCACAGCCCAAAAAGGUCCGGGGCGUGGGAUUCGGCGAUAUUUUCAGCCAAGGCUCCGUCAAGCUAAAGGUUCGGCUACCCAGCACCGAGGGAGAGGAGAAAAAGGCUGACAAACCAAUUCCAUCACUGCCAUCCUCUGCAAAGCCCGCCCAUUCCACCAUGCCAGACUCAGAUAAAGUAGAGGGAGAGAGCAAUGCUAAAGUGAAAGAAUACUGCAAGGCCACCUUCGCCUUCGAGUCAUCGAAUGAAGACGAACUGUCUCUGAAAGAGGGGGACAUCAUAUCCAUAUUGACCAAGGAGUCGGGAGAACCAGGUUGGUGGAGGGGAGAGGUCAAUGGAAAAGAAGGCGUCUUUCCUGACAACUUUGUGACUUUGAUAUCCGAGAUGGAAAAAGAGGCACUAACAUCAAGAGGCUCGUUUAAAUCCUCUUCAAAGCUGGACUCUGAAGAGAAACCCAAAAAGCCACCGCCUCCAUCGAAGAGCUUAGGGCCCAAGCCGGAGGUCCCGAGCGCGGACAAGAAGCCCCGACCGGAGGACAGAGGUGACAAGCCACCGGUGGACCACAAACACAAGCCCGCAGCCCCCAUCGUCCCACACAAAAAGCCUGUUCCCCUCCCAGGCAAGGGGAGCAUCCUGCACAGGCCCGGGGUGGCCCUCCCGAAAAGGCCGGACAAGCCGCUAACGCCGUCCUCAGGACCCAGCAGGUCCAAUGGAGAGGUGGUCGCCACUCGACCAAAGUCAGAGUUCGAGCCAACGGUACCCAGCAAACCAAAAACGCUGUCUGGUGACUGGGGAGACAAAGUCGGUGACACAGAUCUCAUGAGCUUCGACGAGCUCUCCUCUACCUCAGAAAAGCUGUCUCACCUCACCACCAGCAGACCAAAGAUGCCCGGGAGGAGGCUGCCAGGCCACUCUCCCAAGAAGGAGACCAGUGUUGAGAGAAACCAGCGGGUGGAGGAAGACGACGUUCCCAAGCCAAAGCUGACAGACCUGAAGAAGCCAUCCGCGUCGUUCAUCUCCUCCGCCCCCGCGACCAAACCGAGUGUGCCCAGCCCCGCCGCCACCCCGCCCAAGCCCAAAGCCGAGGAAGACGAGGACCAGGCCUCCGAGCUCCAGGAACUCAGGUCUCAGAUGAACGAGCUACUCCUCUCUGUGGAGCUACUGAAGACACAACAAAUGAGAGAAAUCAGUGACCUGAGAAGCGAGCUGGAUGAAGAGAGAUCAAAAAGACUUGCCUUGCAGAUGGAGAUAGAGAAAAUAAAGAAGGCUGUCCUGGCCACAUGAAGUCCGACCUGGAGGACGGCUGCGUCGUCCAGUCCCCCCCCCGAACUUCGCCGAAAAACAGGAUGAAAAUCUCACUUGUGUAAUUCUUUUAGUAAUAAUCGACCUAUUCCACGUUUUUGUUAGAUUUCAAUUUCUUUUUUGCACAUAAUGAGGUUUUCUAGCUAUAGAAAGGUGUAAUUAAAUACAGAUGUAUAUGUUCUUUUUUUUUUGUUUUGUUUUUCUUUUGGAGUUUUUUUUUUUUUUGCCAACAUAAGUAAUUGAGGCCUUCUGUACUACUGUACUGGACCUGCGGUCUACAUUCUCUGAAGAAUGUUCCAGGCUUGCUUUCGAUACUACUGAAUCGGUAUAAAGGGAUUGGGGAAUCUUUCUUUUUAUGACAUGCAGGUAGUUCCUUAAAAAAUUGCAUUUAUGGUAUAACUGCACAGUUAGAACUGUCCUUAUUAGCCUCUUCAAACAAUAUUGAUUAGAUAACCCACGCUUUGCUGUCGCGGUGACGUAUUCGACCGCUAUGUCAAACGGGGGAAAUGCUUUAGUUUUCUAACAUUCCUAUCCUGGGUAACACUAUUGUGCCUGUUUAAGUUCAACAAAUGUUCAUAUUUGGAGCUUGUAUAUCAAAAAAACUAAAAAAACAUAGUUACAGCAUGGUAUAUUUUUUACGGUCUUCUGUUGUGCUUAUUAUUAGGAAAACAAUCUUUUGUUUCUUGUUUUGUUUUUAUUACAGUCAGAAAACGGAUCUGAAUUGGUAUCAGUGUAUAUUAUCUAGGGCGUAUAUAUUCAGUUGUAAUACAAUAUAGCAAAAAAAAACAGCCCUACUUGAAAUGAAGGGUUUAUGAAAUAAACCUGUAUGUUCUGAGGCCCGUGGGAGAAGGCAUGGCUUCCUGGAAGAGUGGGUUCAACGUGCACGGUUCCGGAGUGUUGGCUGCCAAACGUUCCACACCAGUUGUUUCCGAAACGUAACGCGACGUGACCUGGUCGCCUUCUGAAAGGUCGUCUUUCGGCGAGGUCCUGAGAGGUCCGGCCCCGGCCACGCCCUCCUGGCUGCGGGUCAGUGCCUCUCAGUCAGGGAAACGGUCUUAAUAUUUGGAAAAAGUGCAACUUUAUUUUUUUAAAGUACUAUAUAUAACUAGGAAACUGUACUGUUUUUGCCUUGCGUUGACAUCAGAUGGAGCUUCUGGGCUGUGGUUCACAUCGAUUUCGAGAUUUCGAUUUCAGUUCGGGAUACGAGUUGAAACUGCUGAUGUUCUGUGGGUAUUUGUAAACGAGCGAAUUGAACUUCAGUUCUGACUGGGUUGAAAUAAAACGGAUUCCCGGCCCUGCAAACCACGACGGGAUGGUCAUAAUCGAGGCCUAUAUGGUUUUAGCGGAGAGUACUAUAUAAGUGAUGUACUGUAAAUUAUGAACAACCGUUAUAUCUGUUGAGAUACUGUAACUGCGUGAAAUGUCUUUGACGACGCGAGAGGGUAUGGAGAGUUCUGGAACACGCUGUCUGAUGAGUUGGCCUUAAGAGUGGGGUGAAACACAAGGGAACGUACUUGAAAUGGAGUUUAGCAGAUGGCAUAUUUUUAUAUAUAGUUGGUCUUGCUGGAGAGAAUAUAUGGCCCCUCUAAUACCUGUAGCCCCUAUUCAAUCUCGGCGAUAGAUCUGAACAUACAGCCCAACCUCGCCACUUUGUCCUAAAUCUUGUCUGAUGAAUUUAAGUAUUACAUUUUUGAAGUUCUUAAACUAUUCGGCCAUUUGAGUUGAAAACAAAUUUGUCAUGUUAUCUAUAGUAUAAGCCUAGAAUAAGUUAUAUUUGUGUUCCAAAUUCAGGACAGAGCAGCAUAUUGGUUAUGUUCGGUCUGAGCCGUCUCAUUACAAAAAAUAAAAGUUUUUUUUACAGGCAACACCCCCCCCCCCCCACCAAUUAUUGUGCUGAGAGACGGCCUGUGAUGCAUCAUGGUUAAGGUAUAUAGUGAUUCUACAGCCCACUCCAAACAUCUCAUACAUUUAAUGCGUUGACUCGUUUAUAUUUGUACAAUAUAUGUUCAUUUUCCACAAAUGUAACGCGCUUCUAGGAAGUUGAAUAUUGUUCACACGGGUACACAAGGAAGUGUACAUUGAUCAGGAGCUGUGUGUCUAAUCCACAGGAGAUGUAAGGCACUCCUGAGGGACCAAGUGUAUUGGGGUGGGGGGGGUGGAUGCCAAGAUUGAGAGUGCAACCUUAAUCUUCGGGGAGAAUGAAUGCAAUAAACCCAAAGCAAUAAACUCAUUUACUGUCUCAAUUUAGACCGCAUAUUUCCCUGUCCACAUAAUUGGCAAGUUUGCUGCAGUGUUCAGUUGUUCUGUAUGGAUGUACAUUCAGCAUGGUGUAUAUGGAAAGUGGGGUGGGUGGGAUAUUAUUUUUGGGGAGCUGUGUAUUGGGGGACCUUUGGUUGAACACAUUCCAUUUUAUAAAAACAAGUUAGGAACUCUACAGUAUGCAUAUUUAACAUCUCUUCCCAAUGAUCUUGUUUACAUGUGCUGUAAAAUUGCAUGAACUGAGAUUUUUUUUUUUUUUUUCAAAAAUGAAUAAAUAUCUGCUUUAUUUACA
This is a messenger RNA of Conger conger (European conger), 4770 nucleotides long. It is a transcript of the gene cd2ap, whose product is annotated as CD2-associated protein. Gene Ontology annotation, molecular function: protein binding. The transcript is spliced from 19 exons. The record is from RefSeq and is a predicted model, not a curated record. Bases 297 to 2201 code for a protein of 634 amino acids. NCBI's taxonomy places the organism in Eukaryota, Metazoa, Chordata, Actinopteri, Anguilliformes, Congridae.